Molecule: messenger RNA, 2404 nt
Organism: Rattus rattus (black rat)
Lineage: Eukaryota; Metazoa; Chordata; Mammalia; Rodentia; Muridae
Gene: Rcan1
Product: regulator of calcineurin 1
Exons: 4
Coding region: 171-926 (251 amino acids)
Biological process (GO): calcium-mediated signaling
Cellular component (GO): cytoplasm; nucleus
Molecular function (GO): calcium-dependent protein serine/threonine phosphatase regulator activity; nucleic acid binding
Source: RefSeq, a predicted model, not a curated record
CGAGGCGGACCGGCACAGGCUGGCCGCCCCUCCCGUGCGGGGCGGAGGCGGACGGGGCGGGCGCUGGAAGGCGGCGUCCGGGCGCCGCGGUGACCCCGAGAGGGUGAAGCGGGAGCCGGUGGCCACGGUGCCGAUCCCAGCCGAGCGGAGCGAGGGAGCGCGCGCCGGGCAUGGAGGACGGCGUGGUGGGGCCACGGCUCGGAGAGGUGGCGGAGGCGGUGGAGGCGCGGGCACCCCGCAGGGUGACUCUGAGGCCCUUCGCACCCUUCUCCGGGGCUACCGAAGGGGACGGGGGCGGCGGCGACUGGAGCUUCAUCGACUGCGAGAUGGAGGAGGUGGAUCUGCAGGACCUGCCGAGCGCCACCAUUGCCUGUCACCUGGACCCGCGCGUGUUCGUGGACGGCCUGUGCCGGGCCAAAUUUGAAUCCCUCUUCAGGACGUAUGACAAGGACAUCACCUUCCAGUAUUUUAAGAGCUUCAAGCGUGUCCGAAUAAACUUCAGCAACCCCCUGUCUGCGGCGGACGCCAGGCUGCGGCUGCAUAAGACAGAGUUCCUGGGGAAGGAGAUGAAGCUGUAUUUUGCCCAGACUUUACACAUAGGAAGUUCACACCUGGCUCCGCCCAAUCCAGACAAACAGUUUCUCAUCUCUCCCCCUGCCUCUCCACCUGUUGGCUGGAAGCAAGUAGAAGACGCUACCCCAGUCAUCAACUACGAUCUUUUAUAUGCCAUCUCCAAGCUGGGGCCAGGAGAGAAGUACGAGCUACACGCAGCGACAGACACCACGCCCAGCGUGGUGGUCCACGUGUGUGAGAGUGACCAAGAGGAGGAGGAGGAAGAGGAGGAGGAGAUGGAGAGAAUGAAGAGACCCAAACCAAAAAUCAUCCAGACUCGGAGGCCAGAGUACACACCCAUCCACCUCAGCUGAACAGGCACACUGACCGACACGCGUGUUCUGAUUCCCACACGUGGGAAGGAAUCUUUUACUGUGCAGGUGGCUGGUCAUAGCUUUGGAGGUAACAGCCGUGACCACUGUGGCAGAAAUUCCAGUUCAUGUUGCUCAGAAGAGAGUCAAGGCCUCCUCUCCUUGUUCUGAUGCCGCACCUCAGUCUAUGUCCAUGGCAUCUGGGAAUGUCCCAGGCCAUCCACUGAGUGUGUGGCAAUCACACAGGACACUGGCGACAUCCUGAGAAAACUGAUAGUGUCUCAUACUCGCUCUUUUCUAGGUUCUGUUUUUGGAAGGACAGGUUGACUGGUGGCCAGGGAGAGAUUUCUGUUUCCAGCCAACAUUCAGGGUGCAGCCCCCACUGGUAGGCAGAGGCACCCCCCAAAGCCACUAAGUGUCCAGUGCAGAAAGUUGUGGGACAACCCCCAUGCCGUGUGGAAAUUGUCCUUCUCGUUCCUUCCCUCGUGGUCUAACGUUCAUGCAUGUGUAUUACUGGGUCUCAAGACUUCACGUAGGAAGUUGUGCUGUUGUUUUCAUCUUGGGAAGCUAGAAAAGUUCUGAAACACUUACCAUGUGUCCUGGUCCUGGCUGUCUCCACACAGUGCCCACACACGUGGGGUCUCGGCUGGAGACGUCCACGUAUCACCCUGCCCAGUGCACCAUGUCACUUGUGCUUUCUUGCAAAAUGAGUUGAUCUCGAAGUAGAACUUAGCUUACCUGGUGGGAGAGCAGCAGUUUCGUGCCAGUCGGCUGCGGGUGGGUAGGUUUGGUUUGGGUGUUUGGGUUCCCCAUUGUUCCCUUCAUGUAGUGGUUUGUAUGUGAAUCUCAGCCGAAACCCUCUUUGGGAACUGUUGGUUGACAGUUUUUCACCCCCGUGGAAACAUGAGGAUGAACUUGUAAAUAAAGCCAAGAGCUAUCCUAAUACCUGUCUGUACUUGGGUGGGAACAGAGGGCAGAGGGAGUUUCAAGCCACCCGUGACCUGUGCGUGGUAGAAGUUAAGUUCCUGUCAUGUGUUUAAUGGGGUGAAUCUGGAGCAUGUGGAGUAUGCCGUAGCCAUGUGUUCCUAGAGGGACACAGUGCCUUUCCCCUUUCCUUCAGCGGAGUGACACUCGGUUUGGGUAUUUCUCCUUUUCUAGUCAUUGUGUGUGUCUGGCAAAUAGGAAUUCUUCUAUCUUGGUCCUACGAUGCCAUUACAAAGUUUGUCACUCUGAAUAACCGAAUGCCAGCUGAAUGCCAGUUAACAGUGCAUGCCUCGGGAGCUCAGAAGGUGGCUUCCCCUGAGGAGCAAAUGGGUUGAUGUUCUCCAAACCCUGCUUCCAGUGCUCGCUCGCACAAGUGGGCGGCCAUCCUGUCAACACCCAGUGUUUCUAGUUCUGCACUUUGAACCGGAGAGGCCAACCUCAAAGAUAUUUUUUUUAACUGCAUUGUAUAAUAAAUCAGCACAAUAAGCUCCUCUGGA